CUGGCCGUGGCUGCUGCUGCUGCACGUCUCGCGCCUAAGUUUAGCACGCGCUCGGACGAGGACAGCGCGUCGUUACCGGGCCGGCUGGGCCACGUGAUUCCGGAGAGACGCCACGCACAAUAUUGGAGAAGACUUUGUGGUGAAAAUGAUAACUUUAAGAGACACGGUGUAAAAGUUACUCCGAAAACAGCAGGAAGCCCGAGAUGCAUCUUUUCUGCUUGGCGUAAACUGGCGGUUCAAGCGACGCUCUUCACUUGAGAGAACCACAGCAACGGAACCUGGGGAAAUCUCGGGAAAAUCUCGCGAUAUUCACGGGGGGAACAAGUUGAGGAAACAUGGCGACCUCUCAUUUGCUGAAGAACAAAGGUUCCCUCCAAUUUGAGGACAAGUGGGACCUGAUGAGACCCAUUGUGCUGAAACUGCUUCGCCAGGAGUCCGUAACAAAACAGCAGUGGUUCGAUCUCUUCUCAGAUGUUCAUGCAGUUUGUCUGUGGGAUGACAAAGGUCCAGCAAAGAUCCAUCAGGCUCUGAAAGAAGAUAUCCUAGACUUCAUCAAACAAGCACAAGCACGAGUGCUCAGUCACCAGGAUGACACAGCCCUGCUCAAGGCCUACAUUGUGGAAUGGCGCAAGUUCUUCACCCAGUGUGACAUCCUGCCCAAGCCCUUCUGCCAGUUGGAGAUUACCCUCAUGGGCAAACAGGGCAGCAACAAGAAGUCCACUGUGGAGGACAGCAUUGUGCGUAAGCUAAUGCUGGAUACGUGGAACGAGUCCAUCUUCUCCAAUAUCAAGAGCCGGCUGCAGGACAGCGCCAUGAAGCUGGUUCACGCUGAGCGACUGGGAGAAGCAUUCGACUCACAGCUAGUUAUCGGUGUGCGGGAGUCCUAUGUGAACCUCUGCUCCAACCCUGAGGACAAGCUGCAGAUCUACAGGGAUAAUUUUGAGAAGGCCUACCUGGAUUCCACAGAGAGGUUCUACAGAGCCCAGGCCCCUUCCUAUCUCCAGCAGAAUGGGGUGCAAAACUACAUGAAAUAUGCAGACGCUAAGCUCAGAGAAGAGGAGAAGCGAGCACUUCGCUAUCUGGAGACGAGGCGUGAAUGUAACUCUGUCCAAGCACUGAUGGAGUGCUGUGUGAACGCCCUGGUGACAUCCUUCAAGGAGACUAUCUUGGCCGAGUGUCCAGGCAUGAUCAAGCGCAAUGAAACCGAGAAGCUCCACCUCAUGUUCUCACUCAUGGACAAGGUGCCCAGUGGCAUUGAACCCAUGCUGAAGGACCUGGAGGAGCACAUAAUCAACGCUGGGCUGGCAGACAUGGUGGCUGCAGCAGAGACAAUCACCACGGACUCUGAGAAGUAUGUGGAGCAGCUCCUCACACUUUUCAACCGCUUCAGCAAACUGGUGAAGGAGGCCUUCCAGGAUGACCCACGCUUUCUGACUGCCAGAGACAAGGCCUAUAAAGCUGUCGUAAAUGAUGCUACGAUAUUCAAACUGGAACUUCCGCUGAAACAGAAAGGGGUGGGACUGAAAACGCAGCCUGAGUCCAAAUGCCCUGAGCUGCUGGCCAACUACUGUGACAUGCUGCUGAGGAAGACCCCGCUGAGCAAGAAGCUCACAUCUGAGGAGAUCGAACUCAAACUGAAAGAAGUGUUGCUGGUUUUGAAGUAUGUCCAGAACAAGGACGUGUUCAUGCGCUACCACAAAGCUCACUUGACGCGGCGCCUCAUCUUGGACAUCUCUGCUGACAGCGAGAUCGAGGAGAACAUGGUGGAAUGGCUCAGGGAAGUUGGCAUGCCUGCUGACUACGUGAACAAACUGGCCAGGAUGUUUCAGGACAUAAAGGUCUCAGAGGACCUAAACCAGGUCUUCAAAGAGAUGCAUAAACACAACAAGCUGGCAUUACCAGCCGAUUCAGUCAACAUCAAGAUCCUGAAUGCGGGUGCCUGGUCGCGCAGCUCAGAGAAGGUGUUUGUGUCGCUUCCCACGGAGUUGGAAGACCUCAUCCCUGAGGUGGAGGAGUUCUACAAGAAGAACCACAGUGGCCGGAAGCUGCAUUGGCACCACCUCAUGUCAAAUGGAAUUAUCACGUUCAAGAACGAAGUAGGACAGUAUGACCUUGAGGUCACAACCUUCCAGCUGGCUGUUCUGUUUGCCUGGAACCAAAGACCCCGAGAAAAGAUCAGCUUUGAAAAUCUGAAGUUGGCCACAGAGCUUCCUGAUGCAGAACUCAGAAGGACCCUCUGGUCUCUUGUAGCCUUCCCAAAGCUCAAGCGACAAGUGCUGUCAUACGAACCCCAGGUCAGCUCUCCCAAAGACUUCACAGACGGCACCCUCUUCUAUGUGAACCAGGAGUUUUCUCUCAUUAAAAACUCCAAGGUGCAAAAGAGGGGGAAGAUCAACCUGAUCGGCCGGCUACAGCUUACCACAGAGCGGAUGCGGGAGGAGGAGAACGAGGGAAUUGUCCAGCUGAGGAUACUAAGGACACAGGAGGCCAUCAUCCAGAUCAUGAAAAUGCGCAAGAAAAUCACCAAUGCCCAGCUGCAGACAGAACUGGUGGAGAUCCUCAAGAACAUGUUUUUACCACAGAAGAAAAUGAUCAAGGAACAGAUUGAGUGGCUCAUUGAGCAUAAGUACAUCAAAAGAGAUGAGACGGACAUUAACACCUUCAUCUACAUGGCGUAGCACAGAGCAGCUCCUAUGGUUCGUGGAGGUGCAGGAAAGGAGGAAGAUGCUGAAGUCGAUGCCUGACGGACACUGUCUUGGAGGCCACUUCACAAUAUCACCAGGCUUGUGUAUGGAAGCAAAUUUCAGUUGGAUUCAAGCACUGACAGUUACUGUUCAGUGACUGAAAUAUUACAAUCCCUGCCUUGCCUUACCUUACUGAGAAGAAAGAUGACGGAAGGGACUACAUUUUGCCAAUUCUAGUCAGUAUGCAUGGUGGCGUUUGCCUUGGCAUUUUUACAUCUGCGGCAGCAUGCUAUUCUGUGGAAAUUACGCGUUCGUUGGAGAACCUCUUGUGUGUGCUGUGUUGUGCAUUUUUCUCCCUCCCCAGUUGCCCUACAGCCUCACCCGCCCCCACUGCACACAUUUCGGGCCGCCUGGACGAUGUACAGAUAGGCCCUGCCUUCUGCACUGAGACCACAGCCCCUGCCGAGGACACGCUCAUGAGCCCUUUUGUUUGGCACAUGGAUGUUAGAACAGGAGGAACACUGUCUGUACUUGUAGGCACCUUGUGCUGAUUAGCAUUUGUCUUGAUUUUUCUGGAGAUUUUUCUUCAGAUUCUCCUAGAAUCUACAGCCCAUCAGACUGAUUCAAUAUCAAGGAUGAAGACAAUGCAUUUUCAUACAUUCUCGCCUGUUGUGCUGCACAGAGUUGACAUGGCAGUGACACACUGUCAUUGGCUGUCGACCCUCCCUUUCCCUCCAAGAAGACUAGUAAAGGUAGUAAAAGGGUGAACAUUGUCCUGAGUUCAUGGAAAGUGGGAUCUUUCACAUUUAUUGGGUCUCUUGCAACUUUCUCUUUUAGUUGCCUUUCUUUGCUCUUGUAGCUGUGGCAAACUUCGACCCCCC
Scleropages formosus (Asian bonytongue) is the source of this 3565-nucleotide messenger RNA. Its product is annotated as cullin-5. Lineage: Eukaryota; Metazoa; Chordata; Actinopteri; Osteoglossiformes; Osteoglossidae. The transcript has 19 exons. The coding region runs from base 336 to 2678 and encodes 780 amino acids. Gene Ontology annotation, biological process: ubiquitin-dependent protein catabolic process. Gene Ontology annotation, cellular component: cullin-RING ubiquitin ligase complex. The record is from RefSeq and is a predicted model, not a curated record. Gene Ontology annotation, molecular function: ubiquitin protein ligase binding.